AAAAACAUUGGUGGUACAACCCGUAGUGGCGUAGUCAGGCUUCAGGGUGUUCGGUUAUGGUCUGUCCGCAUUAGUUUGGUACUGCUCAAGUAUAUCUAUAUGAACCAUUAGCGAAACAUGGAAUCAUUUUCUGCAGAAGAUCGACUCAAUGAAAUAUGGAAAGAAGGCAGAGAACUUGGACUAACAGAUUCCGAGAUCUGUCACUUGCUAACGACAUCUGUACAGAUCAAACAGCAAAAUGAGUCCUUACAACUGCAAACUUUGUCUGAUGACCAGGUGUCGUAUGUGUCUGUGAUAAUAAAAUCAGCGAAAGUCUUAACAAAAGUGAUUUUUAUUAGUGUUAUAUUUCUUGCAAUAUUUGGCGCCCUUUUAUCAACGCAUAAUCCCACAAGAAAAUUUGUGACGCGCCAUAUUCAGGAUUUUAUCUAUCCAGUUAUGACAGGGCUAAGACAAUUGAGUCUACCUAUUCUCAACAAAUAUCCAACGCUGUCUAGUUGGUAUUCUGAAGAAUGUUUGUUAGAAAAUCCAUUUUUUGACCAGGUUAAUGUCGACUGCAGUAUUUGCUCAAAAAAUAUGCAGCCAGAAAUUGUAUCUGAUACAGAAAAAUUCACAGAAAUUUAUUACAAUAAAGGGAAAUUUGUCAUAAUAAAUCACGUUGGUAUUAGUGUGUCUUGGAACCAUAUAGUCAGAAAAAUAGACAUUGCAAGUGAGGAGGAAUUAGGUGCUUUGAAAGCCACCAGCAUCCAUAUGCAUAAGUACAGUAACCUGAAAGAGCAUCUGUCAACUGAAGAUGAUCUCCCCAAAGACCUGCACAUUGAAUGGAAAGUCAACAGACUGAAAACUCUCCAUGCCCUGAGAGAACUUUUACCGAGAUUCGGUUUCAUUCCCAGUGAUACAGAAGUCUCAUUGCAUCAUUUGGUAUUUAUAGAUGGACCAGAACAUAAACCGUAUCCAAUUCCAAUUAGUGAAUUUUCCAAUGUUGUAUUAUUUCAAGGUGCAGGAAGUAGUGUCUUCACUUUAGAACCUUCAGCUCAUUGCAAACAUCAUUGUCAAGCUGUGACUCUUACAUUAAAUGCUACUCAGAUUUUAUUUUUCAAUUGGAUAUUUUGGAGACCUGUGCGAUUGAGUGGUGAUGGCAUCUCCACAUUGUUCUUAAGUUCAUUUUAUUAGGACAAUUUUAAUUUUCUCUUGGCAUUAUGAAUUAGCCAACUGAGUAGGCUAGGCACAGGAACUUUUUAAAGCUGAACAGUAUGAAUGAGUGUUUGAACAAAUUGACAUACAAUACCAAUUAAGGUUUCAUUCAUUCAACAUGAUUCCCUGGUCAUUAAAAAAGGUUAGUGGCUUUUGCACUAAGCCUACUUAUUUUUGGAGGAUUGCUUUUGAUAUAUUUCAUUGCAUAAAAGGCUAUACAGUAUACAGUGUAUGCAUUUCUUGGAAAUUAUAUAUAUAAUAUAUAUAUAUUUGUUUAUUUAUACGUAUAUUUAUACGUACCGAGCGCUUUCGUGUUAUUUCAACACAUUUUCGAGGUACAAUGCUAAAAACACAGAGAACAUUUAACAAAGUAAACAUAAAAACUGAAAAAAUUGAAAACAAGUAUUCAAAGUCCAG
Messenger RNA from Macrobrachium nipponense, 1608 nucleotides. RefSeq lists its product as uncharacterized. The record is from RefSeq and is a predicted model, not a curated record. NCBI's taxonomy places the organism in Eukaryota, Metazoa, Arthropoda, Malacostraca, Decapoda, Palaemonidae. Bases 118 to 1170 code for a protein of 350 amino acids. The transcript has a single exon.